Messenger RNA from Lagopus muta (rock ptarmigan), 2699 nucleotides. RefSeq names its product CXXC repeat containing interactor of PDZ3 domain (gene CRIPT). Bases 102 to 407 code for a protein of 101 amino acids. NCBI's taxonomy places the organism in Eukaryota, Metazoa, Chordata, Aves, Galliformes, Phasianidae. The transcript is spliced from 5 exons. Gene Ontology annotation, biological process: cytoplasmic microtubule organization. Gene Ontology annotation, molecular function: PDZ domain binding; microtubule binding. Gene Ontology annotation, cellular component: dendrite. The record is from RefSeq and is a predicted model, not a curated record.
UCUCACAACCCGGCCCUUACACGGGACGCCGGCCGCCCGGCAACGGGAUGGCGUCAGCUCCGGGGCGGGCCCGGAAGAGGCGGUUGUUAUGUUGAGCCGCCAUGGUGUGCGAGAAGUGUGAGAGGAAGCUGGGCACGGUGAUCACUCCUGAUACCUGGAAGGAUGGGGCGAGAAACACCACAGAAAGCGGUGGCCGAAAGCUGAACGAAAACAAGGCAUUGACCUCAAAGAAAGCAAGGUUUGAUCCUUAUGGAAAGAACAAAUUUGCAAUAUGUCGAAUUUGUAAGAGUUCUGUCCAUCAGCCUGGGUCUCACUACUGUCAAGGAUGUGCCUAUAAAAAAGGCAUCUGCUCAAUGUGUGGCAAGAAGGUGUUGGAUACGAAGAACUACAAGCAAACUUCUGUCUGAUUACACUGAUCAGUUUUUCAUGAACUUCUGACUUCUGCAUCUUUGUACAUUUACCUUUGUCCAAUAUUGUUGAUGAAUAUUACUUCCUGGAAGAUAAUACACUUACUUGGGAUGAGUUUAGGGGAGAAGACAGCCUGGUUGUUUCUGUAGAAACGAACACGGUAUUUGAUUUUUGUUGUUGUGGCACUAACAUUAAUAUUUAAGGGGUAAUGGUUUGUAGCAGCUGAUACAGCUCAUAGUGAUAGGUUGAAACUAUGCUACUAUCAUAUCAGAUCCUUGAGGUUAGCACUUACUGUUCUGUUGUGCUGUCUUGAAUCUUCUGCUUGUGUGGUGGUAAUACUUAAUGGAUGCAUAAAAUAUGAGCUUAUAUCACAUCUUUAAAAUACCAUCAUUAAUUAGUUCUGUGCUUACAGGUAUUUAUAUUUUUGCUCAUCCCUAACUAUUAUGUCCUGCACUUUGAAGUGCUGCUUUUCAGAGCUUAAUUCCAUUGUUCUGACCCAACAGUAGUGUCUGUUGAAUCGAAAGCUGUUAAACUACUGAAAUGCAGUGUAUUGCUGCAAAAGUAAGAACUGGCAGAGUAAGAUUGAUUAGCUAUUCCCUUGUCAAAUCCCAAGCAGAUUUUGCAUACAGCAUCUGGUGGCCCAAGGCAAUAAAAUAAUGAGCAUCACUUUCUCAUGCCAGGUCUCAGUCUCCUUAUUUCCUAAGUUGGUGUGGUUUCUAAACGCUUGUUUUGAAACUGGCUCUUCAAUUCUGUGAUGUAUAAUUGUUUAUAUAAAUGUCAGAUUGAAAGAUCAAAACAGACUGCCUUCCCUUUAGCACUGUUUGGAGAUAAGACUGAGGCAAGCACCUGUGAACAUGUGAGGCUGCAUUUCUUUCAUCCUUUUGUGAAUUCUGUGUAAGAAAGUAAUUUCUCCUACAAAGAAUAAUGACUUGAAUUCAUGAUAGGAUUUUAACUAGACCUUUUUGUUUAUUCCUCUUGCCAUCUAUUCUUAGCAAAUUCUUACAGUUUUGCAACUUAUUUUCAACCAUAAUGGAGAAAAUAUCAAUAGGAAUUUCCCUGUGAAUAGAUUUUCUAGUUAAAAUUUCAUUUUGUUCUCUUAUCUACUACAACUGCAUAUUGAUUAAGCAGAUUAAGCAGUCACUGUUCUUUCUCUGUGUUAAUGUGAAAAACUGAACAGAAAGUGCAUGGAAUAGCUCCUGUACAGUAACACCAAUUCUGAUGUACAUCACUGUGGCACCCUUGUACAGAUGAAAAAAUGUCUAUAAUGGACCUCAUGCUUUGCAGCAAGUGCUUCUCAGUACAAUUGUAAAAACAUGUCAACCAUUUGACAAACAAAUUAUGAGGUGAAGACCAAGUAGUUAACAUUACGUAUGGAUCGUUGUCCUAUGUAACAACAAUUCUGUAAUGCACAGAUCUUGGCAACCAUCAAGAGGCUCAGAUGAGAUCAUGGUUAGUGCUGAGUGUAUGUUCUACAGAAUAUAUUUCCUGUCAUGCUGGAAACAAUAAUUUGUGGUGAGGCGACCGAAUUUGGUUACUGCCUGCUGGAUUUACGUAAGGCAGUUGUGCUGAAGGGUCUCACUUGACAGUACUUGUUUACUGCCUCUUUUUUGUCCUCUGCAGCUGUAUUUUCUGUGCAAUUGGUAUGACUUACUGCACUGGCAGUACUGCAUUAAAGAUAUGAAGACCAUUACAAGUGAAGGUUGUAAAUCAAGUAAUUCUAAUCAUGUGAAGGGAUUAACUGGGGGGAUGUAACUGGACAUCUAGGCAAGUCACUUCUUGUGGUAGGUGUGGUAUUUUAAACAAUUGCAAAAACUCCCACAUUUACAGAAGGAAAUCUAAAAAUCAUAGGUAAAAUGGUUUGGGGAUUUUUAAGGUACUCUGUAAGUCAUAGGAGUUACUGUGGUUUUCUUAGAAGAUAAAGUGUGUGUGUGUAUAUAUAUAUAUAUAUAUAUAUAUAUAUAUAUAUAUUACUUUUUUUUCUCCUCCCUUAAUUGAGUUAGACAAUUUUCAUCAACUUAACUUUCCAACUUAGCCUUCACCUUCAGCUUUUUGAUCAGACUUAUUAGAGAUGAUUUCAAGUGAAAGAUCCUCUGACAUUCUGCAAACUCUUCAUUCUUUGUGUAUUUGUUCUGUAAGAUUAGUUUUCCCAUUCUGUAUAAAAGUUUUUCUUGCCUUCCUAAUGUUUUCCAGCAUCUUUAUUUCAAAAAUAUGACUGUAAUUCUUGAAUGCAUUGUAUCAGUUCAGGGUUAUUUCAUGCUGUAAAUACUGGUAUUCAGUAAAUGUGUACUGCA